Molecule: messenger RNA, 2772 nt
Organism: Strongylocentrotus purpuratus (purple sea urchin)
Lineage: Eukaryota; Metazoa; Echinodermata; Echinoidea; Camarodonta; Strongylocentrotidae
Product: oncoprotein-induced transcript 3 protein
Exons: 11
Coding region: 66-1433 (455 amino acids)
Molecular function (GO): calcium ion binding
Source: RefSeq, a predicted model, not a curated record
UUGCUUCAUGAGUAGUUUAUUCAACGGCAUUGCGUGACGAUCGAGGAUUGCUCCCAAUAGACAAAAUGGCUAAGUUCCACUUUCUGGUUGUAUGCAGCCUUUUUGCUGUUCUAUUCCAAAGUAGCAUCGGGCUUGCAGCAGAUCCAUGUGAUCAAUCUCCCUGUCUGAAUAGAGGGACCUGCACUUCAGGGACCAACUCAACCAGCUACCAGUGUAUCUGUCUAGAUGGCUACAAUGGAACAAACUGUGAAGUCGAUCCAUGUGUUGCCGCUCCUUGUCUGAAUGGAGGUACCUGCCACAUUAAAACAAGCGGUGACUUAGGACCUAUUUGCCACUGCAAGAGGAACUUCCUGGGAAAGAACUGCGAGAAAGAUGCCUAUGCGUGCCGCAGCCUACCGUGUAUGAAUGGAGGAGAGUGCCGGAACCGACCCGCAACAGGAUCGUAUAUGUGUCGCUGCUUACCUGGGUCCUCCGGAGAGCAAUGCGAAAAUAAUGUUGACGAUUGUGCGAGUUCCCCCUGUCAGAAUGGUGCUACUUGUACAGAUCUUGUUGGAGGGUUUGUCUGCACCUGUCCAAAGGGAAUUGUAGGACAGCUUUGUGAAAUGGACUUCAGCUCCGAGAUCGAAGUUUCUUGUGACGCUACAGAGAUGACGAUCACACUGGUUCGAAGUCUUCUAGUUGAUGGGGAUAACGCUAGCUCCAUCCAUCUGAAUGAGGAUACCUGUACUGGUGUCUUCCAGGAUGACUACAAGAUCAUGCUGUCUACCCCAUACGGAGAAUGCGGCACAACGGUUGAGGAGGCUGGUGACACCAUUAUCUUCUCCAACACAAUAAUUUACACGAAAAAUUUAAUCACCACACAAUACCUUCUUCAACUUCCUGUGCAAUGCAUUCUUGGAAAGAAAGAAAUCGUCGAUGGUUCGUCCGGCUAUGGAAUUACACGUCAAAAUGCUACUGCAAUCAAAGGAUAUGCUCAAUUUGAAUUGAUGUUGGAGCGAUACAACAACGAGACUUUUGAUGCUCUCCCAUCUUCUGGAAACGUCCGUAUCCGAGAUGAACUGUUCUAUGCGGUCUCCCUUGAAUCUUCAGCUAGCCUUACUGUAUUGCUUGAUGAAUGUUGGGCCACACCUAGCCCGGACGCUAACGAUACACUGCGAUACAACCUCCUCGUGGACGGUUGCCCCGUCGAUAAUUCGUUGAAUAUAUUCACAAAUCUGGGACCCCUCAAGCAAGGAUUCUCUUUCCAGGCGUUCGCAUUUGUAGGCGCUUACCCUCAGGUCCAUGUCCAUUGUGCUGUAACCAUGUGCGUUACUAAUGGAAGCGGUUGUCAGCAAGGUUGUACCGCCAGCCCUCUGCGUCUUCGACGUAGCCUCCGUGAUGCAGAGAGUCUGAUGACCAACACUAUUUCGAGUGAGCCGAUUACCCUCAAUUAGGAAUACACAAAAUGGAUAACUUGAUCGAACUUUCCUUUUGGAUGCAGCAGCAGUGAUGGAUCACGACAUGCUUCCAAUCUGAUGUAAAACAGAUAUAUACUCUACGGCUAUACGAAAUAGAUAACAUUAUAAAUGGAAUAUACAUAUUUCCACCAAUUAAAUCAUUUGACAAGGAUUAUAUUGGACCUUAAGACUACAACUUUCUUGUUUGUUUGCAAGUAUCCUUGACCUAAAUACAGCUAUUUUGGUCUCAUGAACCUUUAUAAUCCUAACUAAGGGUUUUCAACAGCAAUUACCCUACGAGACCAAAUGAUUUGCUCUCGCUAGCCUCCUUAUUUUCUGAGCAUUCUCGGAACGGACCUUAGACAUUUUCGAAGUAUUUGAUGUCAGGUCUAGUCUAAAGGAUUGAAGGUCUGAAGGUCCAUGAGACCGUAAUAAUCAACCAUUUAGCAGUACGUGCUUAUUUUGAUCUCCUCGACAUAUGAUUCGGAAACCCAUCGGUCAUCUAUCACGCUUGUGUGUUGAUGAUAAAUAGAUAAUAGUAAUAAUAUUAAGGUUAAUUUGUAGCGCGCCUCUAAUACUAUGUUUCUAGGCGCCAUAAUAAUCAUCAGGGGGGCGUUUCACAAAACGUGUCAUCAGUGACAAAUGACAGUUUUUGUUAUAAGCUACUGAAAUCCUUGCUUCUGAUUGGGUAUCAGCAGAUUAGUCACUGGUUUUUGUCAUUUGUCAUUGGAAAAAGGCUUUGUGAAACGGGUCCCUGGUCAUUCAUAAUAGUUACAUAUUUAGAAAUCAAUUGAGAUACAACCAUUUUCAAUGUUUUCAAUUUUUCCACUGGAGUAUUCUCAAGCCGAAUCAUCUUAAGCCGUGACGCGGUCAAUAAUCUGCUUCAUGAAGUCCAUCUGCGGAGCCAGAUUGGAUGCUGUAAGAGACAUAGAUGGGACAUACCAUUACAUUUGAAUACAGCUAUUUAUAACGACGAAAUAAAUAUGUUGUUGAAAUUUAUGGGAUUAAUACUUGAAGAGAAAAUUGAAGAGUUUUGUAUAAUUUUAAUAAAGUCAGAACCUAGGCCAUGUAUUCUUUGAAGAUGAGUCAGUUUCAACAAAUUUGAAAAAUUGUCACAGAAUACGAAGAUGAGUUGUCUUUCGUACAAGACACAUCAUCACUAUUCCAAAUACUAAUUUGUGUUCCCGAUUAUGAUUUCACUGAAUAGCGAAAUAAUAUUCCAGUUAAUAAUAAUCGCAAAAUAAAAUCAUUUAAUCGCUGAAGUAUAGAUUGUUCAUUGUUUGACGAAACACAUGCCUUUAAACGUAAUAUGAAUCAUGAUAAUAUUUUAAAGGAA